AUGAAAGCGAUUCUUGCGUGCUUCGUGUGCAUCGUUUCAAUCGUGUUUGUACAAGGAAAGUUACAGAGGGUGUCGGCCAAAGGGCGUCUCAUGUGCGGAAAUGUUCCUGCGAAAAAUAUUGAUAUCAAGCUCAUUGAUCAAGAUAUUGGCGUUGACGACCUAAUGUCAGAGACCAAAACCAAUUCUGAUGGAAGGUUCAUAUUGCAAGGACAAACAAGCGAAGCAACAACCAUCGAUCCGUUUCUGAAAAUCUAUCAUAGAUGCAACUGCCGUAAGAUUUGCCGACGACUUUUGAAAAUGAAAAUUCCCUCUUCUUACAUCGCUUCUGGCGAUAAGCGCCCAACAACGAUUGACAUCGGUACGUUGAACCUUGAAGUGGAGUUCCACAAGGAUCAGAGACAUUGUUUCUAG
This is a messenger RNA of Soboliphyme baturini, 411 nucleotides long. Lineage: Eukaryota; Metazoa; Nematoda; Enoplea; Dioctophymatida; Soboliphymatidae. The record is from the annotation of a GenBank genome assembly.